Molecule: messenger RNA, 1755 nt
Organism: Postia placenta MAD-698-R-SB12
Lineage: Eukaryota; Fungi; Basidiomycota; Agaricomycetes; Polyporales; Adustoporiaceae
Exons: 7
Coding region: 1-1755 (584 amino acids)
Molecular function (GO): N,N-dimethylaniline monooxygenase activity; flavin adenine dinucleotide binding; NADP binding
Source: RefSeq, a predicted model, not a curated record
AUGCUCACUAACGAUCUCUCCAUGGAUUUGCAGGUCAUCGCCGAAACCUGGUUGGACACAUUUGCACGCGCGACUCUCAGCGGCGACGUCCUCGCUACCGUGCAAACCUUUCUCCCUGAUGGCUAUCUCCGCGAUCAGCUUGUUCUCACCUGGGAUUUGCGCUCACUUGAGGGACACGAUAAGAUCAAAGAAUAUCUUGUGCCAAGGCUCACCGCAGCUCAUUUAUCUCACUUCAGGCCUGACACAAGGGCUGGGUACUGUGCUGAGCGGAGCACCAAGGGCGGGGUAGGAGCGGCGUUCACAUUCGAGACGCCCCACUGUUACGGCCGUGGCUACGUCCGGUUGUUGCAAGAUACGUCUUCUGGCCAGUGGAAGGCGCUGUCUGUAUUUCUAGGCGUCGCAGACAUCAAGGGAUAUGAAGAACUCGGACGCGAACCUGGCCAUUAUGGUGGGCAUACAUUGUCUUGGACAGACAUAUUCGCGGAGCGCCGGCGACAGAUUGAAAGAGAUCCAUACGUAAUCGUCAUUGGCGCAGGGCACAAUGGCCUCAAUACUGCUGCCCGCCUGAAGCACUGGAACAUACCUACGCUCGUCAUCGAGAAGAAUGACAAGGUCGGAGACCAAUGGCGGGAGCGGUACCCAACUCUGUCAUUACACUCGAUACGUCAUUUCUCCCACUUCUCCUACCAGCAAUAUCCAGACACCUGGCCUGAGUUCGCACCACGUGACAAGAUGGCCGAUUGGCAAGAACAAUAUGUCAAAACGCAGGAUCUGGUCGUCUGGACGCGCUCCACCAUCCUCCCUGGUGCGCACUACGAUACUAUUCGAAAGCGGUGGACCCUUGUCGUCGAUCAUGCUGGCACGCGUGUUGAGCUGCAUCCCGCGCAUGUCGUCAGCGCUGUUGGGAGCAUGGGCCCGCCCCGCAUGCCGCAUGUACCCGAGCGUGCAUGUUUUGAUGGUGUUGUGAUACAUUCUGGAGCUUACCCUGGUGGUGCGCCUUACGUGGGCAAGCACGUCGUUGUUGUCGGUGCGUGCCAGUCAGCCGCAGACAUUUGCCAGGAUCUCGCGUUCCGCGGUGCUGCGUCGGUGACAAUGGUGCAGCGCUCGUCAACUUGUGUCGUAGAUAUCAGCACGGGAGCAGGCGGCGAGCAUGUGCUCUUCCCAGACGAUGUGCCGAUCGACGUAUGUGACCUGAAAUUUCAGUCACUGCCUAUCAACCUGAACCGGCGGCUCACCUUGGAGGAGGCAGACUUGGAGUGGGAGAGAGAGAAGGAGCUCCACGCAAAGUUGAGGAGGGGCGGGCUUAAACUGAAUAUGGGCAAGGACGGAUCUGGACAUGUCUUCCUGAUUUACGAACGACUCGGCGGGUGGGACUUCGGCCUUGCGGAUUACAUUGCCUCUGGACGCGUCAAGGUCAAACAGGGUGUAGAAGUGAAGCAAUUCACAGCCGACGGCGUGAUGUUCAAUGACUCCUCCUCGCUCCCUGCCGAUGUCGUUAUUUUCGCAACGGGUUGGCUAGGCAACCGCGAGAGUUUGAAGGAAAUAUUCGGCACUGAGAUCGUCGAUAGCACGGGAGUUCCUUGGGGCCUCGACGAUGAAGGAGAAAUUUCGAAUACUUACCGUCCGACAGGGCAUCCAGGUCUUUGGUAUGCUGUCGGGGACUUUGGAACAGCGCGGUUCCUGUCAAAACUAUUGGCUCUUCAGAUCAAGGCGACGCAGAUUGGGAUCCUGAGGACAGCGGAACGCACGUUGUGA